Molecule: messenger RNA, 1823 nt
Organism: Cucumis sativus (cucumber)
Lineage: Eukaryota; Viridiplantae; Streptophyta; Magnoliopsida; Cucurbitales; Cucurbitaceae
Product: fructose-bisphosphate aldolase 3, chloroplastic
Exons: 6
Coding region: 237-1409 (390 amino acids)
Biological process (GO): glycolytic process; fructose 1,6-bisphosphate metabolic process
Cellular component (GO): cytosol
Molecular function (GO): fructose-bisphosphate aldolase activity
Source: RefSeq, a predicted model, not a curated record
AUACAAAAACGUUCUCUCACACUUUUUUAAAGUACCAAUUUUGGUCAAUCGCGCCCACCCCGAUCCACUCACCUACCCACUUAAACUACGAUUGCAAACGAACCCAACUAUUUUUUUUUUAUAAUUUUGUUCUUUCUCUUCCCAUCUGCUCUCAUAUUAAAAUCAACCCCAAACCCGUUUCGAUUCUGUGUUUUUCCUUUUUACCCCAUCAAGUCUUUCUCUCUGUUGACGAAGCCAUGGCCUCCCUGAGCUUCGCUAAGUUGAACGCUUCCUCUUCGCAGUGGAUUGCUCACCAAUCCUUCUCUCAGAAGCGUGGGUCGUCUUCCGGUCGACGCCUUUCUGUUUCGAUCCGUGCUGGGGCUUACUCCGAUGAGCUUGUCCAGACCGCGAAAUCAGUUGCAUCACCUGGACGUGGUAUUCUUGCCAUUGAUGAAUCUAAUGCAACAUGUGGAAAGAGGUUAGCAUCCAUUGGCUUGGAAAAUGACGAAACCAACAGACAAGCUUACAGACAGCUUUUGCUGACCACACCUGGCUUGGGAGAGUACAUAUCUGGGGCUAUUCUUUUCGAGGAAACACUCUACCAAUCAACCACAGAUGGAAAGAAAUUUGUUGAUUGCUUACGGGAGGCAAAAAUUAUGCCUGGCAUUAAAGUUGACAAGGGUUUGGUUCCUUUGCCAGGAUCUAACAGUGAAUCUUGGUGUCAAGGCUUAGACGGACUGGCCUCAAGAUCUGCUGAAUAUUAUAAGCAAGGUGCUCGUUUUGCUAAGUGGCGGACAGUUGUUAGCAUUCCUUGUGGUCCUUCCGCUCUGGCUGUUAAGGAAGCUGCUUGGGGCCUUGCACGAUAUGCUGCCAUUUCUCAGGACAAUGGCCUUGUACCUAUUGUAGAACCUGAGAUCCUUCUUGAUGGGGACCAUUCCAUUGACAGGACACUUGAAGUGGCUGAAAAGGUCUGGUCAGAAGUGUUCUUUUAUUUGGCUGAAAACAAUGUUCUGUUUGAAGGAAUCCUUCUAAAGCCUAGUAUGGUAACACCCGGGGCCGAGCACAAGGAGAAGGCCUCUCCUGAAACUAUUGCUAAAUACACAUUAAAGAUGCUCAGGAGAAGAGUUCCUCCUGCAGUUCCUGGAAUCAUGUUUUUGUCUGGAGGACAGUCUGAAGUGGAAGCAACACUGAACCUGAAUGCCAUGAACCAAAGUCCCAACCCCUGGCACGUAUCCUUCUCUUACGCUCGUGCCCUACAGAACACCGUGCUCAAGACAUGGCAAGGACGCCCCGAAAACGUGGAGUCUGCACAAAAAGCACUUCUGGUGCGUGCAAAGGCAAACUCCCUCGCCCAGCUUGGUAAGUACUCUGCUGAGGGUGAAAGUGACGAUGCCAAGGCAGGAAUGUUCGUGAAGGGAUAUACUUACUGAGCUUUGGUAAGUUGUUUUCACAACCGAAACUCAAAUUGAAUGUGUGCUGGGAUUGAAGAAGACAAAUUUUCUCUUUUUCUCUAUAGGUUAAAAACCUUUCCUUUUCUUCCCUUGAUAGAGAGCUUUUUAUAAUAAGACCUGUGAGAAACAAACUCAACUGAGAGAGUAAUUAAAUUGUAUUCUACCUUCUUUUUACAAGUUAAAGUUCUUUAGUAUAUUGUAAGAUUUGGCAAAUCUGGCAAGUUUGAAAAUGUAGUUUUGGAGAUUUAGGCAUUAAUAUAUGCAGUAGGACUCUUAUCCUUCCUGUAAAGUGAGGCCACUUUUGCUGGCAAUAAUUAUGUUUGCCAAAAACAUUUUAAUUGAUUAUGCUGAAGUUUUAUUUGGAAUAAUGGAGAAAAUUAUUGAUAUUGUCUA